Maudiozyma saulgeensis is the source of this 861-nucleotide messenger RNA. The record is from the annotation of a GenBank genome assembly. NCBI's taxonomy places the organism in Eukaryota, Fungi, Ascomycota, Saccharomycetes, Saccharomycetales, Saccharomycetaceae.
AUGUCAAAAAAACUUCCUACUAAAGAAGUAGUUGAUCUAUUUUUCACUCAUAUAAAACCUCAAUUACCAGGCCCUGAUAGGCCCAUCCUAAUCAAUAUUCAUGGAUUUUUAGGCUCGAAAAUAACGUUCCAUUCUCUCAAUAGAUCUAUAUCACCUCAUCUAAAUACAGAUAUUUUCACUAUGGAUAUUAGAUGUCACGGUGAUUCCCCACAAGCACAUCCCAUGACAUACCCUGCAUUUACCAAAGAUAUGUUACGAUUUAUUGAUACUCAAGUUCCAAAGAAUCGACCCAUUGAUUUUGUUGGUUAUUCUAUGGGAGGUAGAAUUGCCAUGAUGUUAGCAUUAAAUAAAUCAUUAAAGAAUCGAGUUCGUAAAGUAGUGGCCAUUGAUGUACCACCUUAUACGACUCCGACAUUACCUGUUGAAUUGAAUAAUAAUUGGAAAUUAAUCAAUGAUAUUGUAUCGGGACAACUACGAAUUAAAAGAGGUGGAAUACAAUGGAGAAAUAAAAUAAUUGAUUUAUUAGGAAUAUAUUUUGGUAGUGGAUUUUUACAAAAAGAAUGUAAUUAUAUUUCAAAGAAUAAUAAAUUAAUUGAGUAUUAUUUACCUGUUCAAGAAUUUCCUAAUGUUGUUGAAGAUAUGAAAAAAUGGGAAAUAAUGGAAGAUAUGAAUUCAAAUAAUGAUACUGUAGAAUUAUUAGUUCAAAGAGGAUUGAAAUCUUGUAUGGUUGAAAGUGAUUAUAAUCUUAUUGGUAAAGUAUUUCCAAAUUUUCAAGUAGAAGAAUUUAAUACAUCGCAUAAUUUGAUAUUUGAAGAAUAUGAUAAAUGUGUUGAUAGCAUUAUUAAUUUUUUAAAAAAAUAA